AUGGGGAAACGAGAAGAUCCCCUGUGGAAACUUACCGCCGCUCGAGAACGUGAUGGCAUAUCAAGGAAAUUCCAGAGCCGACUUACCGUCACCCGUAACUUAGUAGACAGACUUGGUCUAGAAAAAGAGCUCCAUGGGCAUAUGGGUUGUGUAAACUGCUUAGAAUGGAGCAAAGAUGGAUCUGUGCUGGCAUCGGCAUCCGAUGAUCUUCAUGUAAUAUUGUGGGAUCCAUUUCGGUAUAAGCAACUACAUAAUAUUACAACUGGACAUACAGGAAACAUAUUUUCUGUAAAGUUUCUAUCGCCGGACAUAGUAGCAACAUGUGCUGCAGAUGCAUCAGUGAGAGCUCGCAAUAUUUAUGGUGGUACAUCACUUUUAGAAUGUGCCUGCCACAGUGCCAGAGUUAAGAGGCUGGCAGUUGCCCCUGAUAAGCCUCAUCUUUUGUGGUCUGCAGGAGAAGAUGGUUUGAUUUUACAACACGAUCUCCGUAUGCCUCACCGCUGCAACUCCGACUGCAGUAAUGUGCUAGUCAAUUUGCUUAACCACAUGGGUCGGUACGCUGAGGCCAAAUGUCUGGCUGUGAACCCGCGCCGGCCAUAUCAGUUAGCCGUCGGUGCUAAUGACUUUUACGUACGACUAUAUGACACUAGGAUGAUAAAACUUGGAAGGUUGCAGGACUUUCAAAUGAACGCGCCCAUGUCUCGCUUAAUGUGGGAACGUCAGAACGUUCGAUGUUCGCGUGCGGGUCAGGGCGACCCCGAUAACAAUAUACCGCGGGCUGCCGUGCAGUACUUCGCGCCCGGUCACUUGUCAAUGGAGCCACAAGAGCACACGUUCCCGAAGAAAGCGGCCACUUACAUCGCCUUCAGUCACGACGGAAAUGAGCUUCUAGUCAAUUUAGGCUCAGAACAGGUAUACUUAUACGAUAUAAAUUCUUCUCGGCGGCCGGUGCUUGUAGAGAGUUUUAUAAUUCAACACAAUCAUGGCUAUCGUGAGGGGGAGAAAGGGAAGAAUGGGACGAGUGAGGCUAAAAAUGGGACCAACAAUGGGACAGUGCCAAAGGAGGGUGGUAAUGGUACUGUGGACCAAAACUUGCCGGAUAACGUUAGACAGAUGAAGGAAGCGGCAAAUGAUCUCGUGAACAAAAGCAAUUACUCAGGCGCAGUGACCCUUUACAAUCUGGCGAUAGCCGAGUGUCCCGACUGUGCCAUUCUCUACUCCAAUAGGGCCGCUGCCCUCAUGCGAAGAGGAUGGACCGGCGACACAUACGCGGCCAUACGCGACUGUUACACAGCCAUAAAGCUAGACUCCAGUCACGUGAAAUCUCACUUCCGCCUCGCGAAAGGCUUGAUGGAUUUAAAAAGGGCACGCGAAGCUCACGAGUGCCUGCUUUAUUUCAAAGACAAGUUUCCUAAACACGCGACUAGUCAUGCGGUGUUCUUAUUACAAAAGGAUAUUGGUGAAGCUCUAGAGUCUAUGGAAACUCAGCCGGAUGAGGCUACUGAUGAAGAAGGUCAAGGAGGAAGUGCCUUAGAGCGUCAACUUCGCAGUUCAGCGUUGGACUAUUCCAGUCGCUUCUUGGGUCAUUGCAAUACGACCACAGACAUCAAAGAAGCCAAUUUCCUUGGACCCGAUGCCAACUAUCUCGCUGCUGGCUCUGAUGACGGCAGUAUGUUCGUAUGGUGUCGUCGUUCGGGCAACAUAGUGCGAUGUCUUCGGGCUGACGAGUCCAUUCUGAAUUGCGUGCAGCCUCAUCCCACAUUGUUCCUUCUCGCAACUAGCGGCAUCGAAGCAGUUGUACGGCUUUGGAGUCCAGCGCCUGAGGAUGGCAGCACUGAAAGUCGAUUAGUGGACGGCCCCACAGCAUCAGCGGUAAAUCAGCAGCGCAUGCGCAGCGAUCCUUUUGAGGCCAUGCUGCUCAACAUCUCCUUCGCUGGUGGACCAGAGAGGGACAUCCAGUCACCAGUUUGCCGUGCCACGUGA
Messenger RNA from Pieris macdunnoughi, 1983 nucleotides. NCBI's taxonomy places the organism in Eukaryota, Metazoa, Arthropoda, Insecta, Lepidoptera, Pieridae. The record is from the annotation of a GenBank genome assembly.